Molecule: messenger RNA, 2127 nt
Organism: Pseudozyma flocculosa PF-1
Lineage: Eukaryota; Fungi; Basidiomycota; Ustilaginomycetes; Ustilaginales; Ustilaginaceae
Exons: 1
Coding region: 1-2127 (708 amino acids)
Cellular component (GO): mitochondrion
Molecular function (GO): ATP binding; nucleic acid binding
Source: RefSeq, a predicted model, not a curated record
AUGCACAGGGCAUUCUCCGCCGUCGUCGCUCUCAGACCGUGGCUCUUGCAAUCCCUCCUGACCCCUGCCCGUCCCUCGUUCGCAGCACCGCCCCGCUCGCACCUCUUGCGCACCAUCUUUACCAUGAACUCGUCUAACAACGGACAGCACCGCGGCCCAGCCCGUGGCGGCGGAAGGAACAGGGGCCGCGGCGGCCGCCCGCAGCAGCAGCAGCAGCAGCAGCAACGUCACCGUCACAACGACUCGGUCGUCUCGACGACGGCCAACACGCCCGUCGCAUCCGGCACCGCCACCCCCGUCAAGAUGGAAGAGCUCGACGCUUCGUCCGAGGGCGGACACCUGACCGCCACCCAGUUCAGCUCGCUCCGCGGCAAGAUCGACGACCGCCUCCUCAACGCCAUCCCCUUUACCCACAUGUCCCAGGUCCAGGCCGCCACCCUGCCCACCGCCCUCUCGGGCCGCGACGUCCUCGCCCAGGCCAAGACCGGGACGGGCAAGACGCUCGCCUUCCUCAUCCCUUCGAUCCAGCGCCUCCUCAGCCUCGACACCCCGCCGCCCGCCUCGGCCGUCUCGGUCCUCGUCCUCUCGCCCACCCGCGAGCUGGCCCUCCAGAUUGAGCGCGAGGCCCACAUGCUCCUCGCCAACCUCCGCGGCAGCAUCGAGGUCCAGCACGUCGUCGGCGGCACAAACAUCCAGACGGAGCGCACCCGCCUCAAGGCCAAGCGCAAGGACCUCCUCAUCGCCACCCCCGGACGCCUCCUCGACCACCUCGACAACGCCACCCCGGACCUCAACCUCCGCGACGCCUUCCAGAACCUCCAGCUCCUCGUCCUCGACGAGGCCGACCGCAUGCUCGACAUGGGCUUCCGACAGGACCUCGAAAAGAUCCUACGCGCCAUGCCCGCCCAGCGGCCCGGACAGCACCGCCAGGCCCUCUUUUUCUCGGCCACCAUCCCCUCGUUUGUGCACGAGGUCAAGCUGCUCAAGCCCGACCACGCCUUUAUCUCGACGCUCAAGGAGGAGGAGGUCAACGUCCACCAGCACGUGCCCCAGGAGGUGGCCAUCGUGCCCCUCCACCGCGCCAUGCCCUUCCUGCUCCUCUGCCUCCUCGCCGAGGCGCGCCGCUACCCGGACACGCACAAGGUGCUCAUCUUCCUGCCGACGGCGCGCGCCACGUCGCUCUACGCGUCCAUCUUUGCCGACCUGGCGCGCCACCCGGCCUUCAAGGCGCUCGGCCCCGUUUUCGAGAUCCACUCGCGCAAGUCGCAGUCGGCGCGCACCAGCACCAUGGCCUCGUUCCGCACGUCGGCGUCUGGGCUGCUGUUUUCGUCGGACGUGACGGCGCGCGGCGUCGACAUCCCCGGCGUCUCGCUUGUCGCCCAGGUGGGCCUGCCCAUGUCGUCGGAGCAGUACAUCCACCGCCUCGGCCGCACCGCGCGCGCCGGCAAGGACGGCCGGGGCGUGCUGAUCCUCUCGCCGCACGAGGAGUGGUUCCUGCGCAGCCCCGAGGUGGACCGGCUGCCCAUCAAGCCCAUGGACACGGCGGCGCUGCGGGCCGAGGGCGCGGCGGCGGGCACGCCCGUCGAGACGUGCAACGACGCCGUCGACGCCGCCAUGGUGGCCACCGACGCCUCGGCGCGCUCGCAGGCGUACCAGGCACACAUGGGCUACUACAAGUCGUUCCUCAAGGCGUGCCGCUGGAAGCCCGAGGACCUGAUCCAGCACACCAACCACUAUGCCUACGCGACGCUGCUGUGGAACCAGUCGCAGGUGCCGUCGCCGGCGUCGGAGGCCGAGAGGGCCAACGACGCCGCGCCGCUGCCCGCCGGCUUUGUGCCGCCGCCGCUGCUGGCCAAGACGGUGGGCAUGAUGGGUCUCAAGACGUACCGAUCGCUCCUCAACGUCGUGCAGAGCCUGCCGGACAAGGAGACCGGCGGUGGAGGUGGUGGUGGUGGGCAGCAGGGGCAGGGGCAGAAGCGCGCCAGGGGCGUGCCUGGCGGCGGCGGCGCGAGCGGAGACGACGGUUCGUCGCGUGGUGCGCCCCGUCGUGGUGGUGGUGGCGGCGGUGGUGGGGCGAGGGGAGGACGAGGAGGAGCGCGCCCGCGCCGUGGCGGUCCCCCCGCCUAG